Peromyscus leucopus (white-footed mouse) is the source of this 8645-nucleotide messenger RNA. RefSeq names its product pleckstrin homology domain containing M3 (gene Plekhm3). Bases 411 to 2714 code for a protein of 767 amino acids. NCBI's taxonomy places the organism in Eukaryota, Metazoa, Chordata, Mammalia, Rodentia, Cricetidae. The transcript has 8 exons. The record is from RefSeq and is a predicted model, not a curated record.
CCGGGCUGCCGCGGGGAAGCAUUUGAGAGUGGGACCGCGAGAAGCCGCUUGUAAACAGAGCCGGGCCGGGAUGGUCGGCGGCAGGAGCGGAGCCGCUGGCGGUGAGGAGGGCGGGCUGCCUGGGUCGGGGCCCUGCCGGGGGUCGGCUGCAGGCCGCGCGGGCGACCGGACCCAAGCCACGGAAAUCCAGGAUUGGUGCUGCGUUGCUCUCACAGAUACUGCCCUGCUGUCUUCACAGAGGCCUCCGAGAAUAAGCUCCGCGUGUGUCUGUGCCUGGCCUCCUCUGGGCAGCCAGAUGAAGGGUACUUCCACCGGUUCCCACAGCUGCACUGCUGAGCCACUGCUCUGUGUUGGCUGAAUGUUCGUGACAGCCUCUCCUGAAGUCGUUUAGGAGGCUUAGACCCUGUGUCAUGGAAGCUUUGGAAGUGGAUGACAUCAGCCCUGCCUUAGAGGUGACUGAGGACUUCUUCAGCACUUUCGAUAGUAAGCUGGAAAAGGCCGUACAGCAAGCAGAGGUGUACGGGAUCCAGGAAGUCCCUGAGCUGGUGGGGCACGAGGUACUCAGUAACCUCACAGACAACGGUGCUUUGAGAAAUGUUGCCUCCCUGGGCAAGGGGACCAUGAUUUGGGACCACUGUAAGAGCAGGCUCCUCGAAACCAAAGCUCAAAAUGUCUUCCCUGCCAAAGAGCAGCUCAUGGUCCAGAGAGGAACCGCCCCAGACAACCUCUCCUGGAUGGAGCAAAAGGAAGCGUCAACCUUCAACUUCUUCAACUUCUGUCAGCGUCGGAGGGACAGACCUCGCUCCGUGAAUGACUUAUUGGAUGAGACCACCACUUUCAAGCCGGGACAUGCUCGGUCAAGGUCCGACAUCACCCACGUAGACUGGCGGCUAGUCCUCAGCACCAUGCCGCAGCAGCAGCAGCAGCAGCAGCAGCAGCAGCAGCAGCAGCAGCAGCUGGCCCUUCAAGGCCCUCACUUUGCCAGGCCGUCUUUCCUGUUGCCUUCGCCCAGUAAGGUUGAAGAUGCCCAAGGAAAUACAGAACACAAGCAGACGUUCCCAAACAUACUGAAGAAGGGCUAUCUGGAGAUCAGGAAGAACCACGACAGUUACUGGCAAAGCUGUUACGCCGAACUCUCACCCUACAACUUACGCUUCUACAGCCUGGACAGCAGCGGGAACCAAAGCCCGUACGCCACGUACCAGCUGUCACACUUCCAGAGCAUAUCUGUGCUAGGCAAUCUGGAGGCCAGGCUGGUAGACACUGUUCUCUAUGACAACUCGCAGCUGCAGCUAAAGGCGGAGUCCCCGUGGGAGGCACUGGACUGGGGGCAGAAGCUCUGGGAAGUUGUGCAUGCCGCUGCACCCAAUGGCACGGGCCGGCAGGAUGAGCUGGCAAACUCACCAGGGUUUGGUCAUCAUGUUGACUGUACACAGAACCACUGUUUACCGAAGAAAUCCAGUGGGCUGCUGUCCACCCCUGUCUUGGAGAGCCCCAAACAGUACCAAAACAUCCUCAAAUCAGGGACACUCUACAGAUUGACCGUCCAGAACAACUGGAAGGCGUUUACAUUUGUGCUGAGCAAGGCCUACCUGAUGGCCUUUCACCCUGGCAAGCUAGACGAAGAUCCCCUGUUGAGCUACAACGUGGAUGUGUGUCUGGCGGUGCAGGUAGACAACCUGGAUGGCUGUGACUCUUGCUUUCAAGUCAUUUUCCCCCAAGAUGUCCUCCGCCUCCGGGCUGAGACCCGCCAGAGGGCUCAGGAAUGGAUGGAGGCUCUGAAGACAGCAGCCAACGCGGCGAGGAGUUCCGAGCAAAACCUGCAAGUCACACUGCGGCCCAAACCCAAGGAGCAGAUAGGUGGCCACGAGCUGCGGAAGAACAAGCGUCAGUCGGUGACCUCCAGCUUCCUGAGCAUCCUGACAACCCUGUCUUUGGAGCGAGGACUCACCGCUCAGAGUUUCAAAUGUGCAGGAUGCCAACGAUCUAUUGGUCUUUCUAACGGCAAGGCCAAGGUGUGCAAUUACAGUGGGUGGUACUACUGCAGCAGCUGCCACGUGGACGACAGCUUUCUCAUCCCAGCACGAGUCGUUCACAACUGGGACACUUCAAAAUAUAAGGUGUCCAAGCAGGCCAAGGAGUUCCUGGAGUACGUGUAUGAAGAGCCCCUGAUCGACAUCCAGCAGGAGAACCCCAUACUGUACCUCCACGCAGAGCCGCUGGCCGCCGUGGUGCGGCUGCGGCAGCAGCUGAAGUCGCUCCGGGCCUAUUUGUUCAGCUGCCGGGCGGCGGUGGCCGAGGACCUGCGCCGCAGGAUUUUCCCCAGAGAAUACCUCCUUCAACAGAUCCACCUGUAUUCUCUCGCUGACCUGCAGCAGGUGAUAGAGGGCAAGCUGGCUCCGUUCUUGGGCAAGGUCAUUAAAUUCGCCACCUCGCACGUCUACAGCUGCAGUCUUUGUAGCCAGAAAGGGUUCAUCUGCGAAAUCUGUAACAAUGGCGAGAUCCUCUACCCCUUUGAGGACAUUUCAACAAGCAGGUGUGAGAGCUGUGGCGCCGUCUUCCAUUCCGAGUGCAAAGAGAAGUCCGUCCCCUGCCCGCGCUGCGUCCGCCGGGAGCUGCAGAAGAAGCAGAAGUCCUUCUGGCGCCAGCUGAACGUGGACGAAAGCCUGGAGGAGGCGUGCACCAUGUUCGAGCUGUCCUACCAGAACACCUGACUGCAGGCCGGGCCGCUCUCACCCACCACCGCCCGCAGGGCCACUCGGGCCCGUGCAGAUGAGGCUGUUUCUCCUCCAGCUAGAUGUAGAUAUCUAAGUUAUUUAUUUAUAUUAUACACACCUAUACGUCCCAUACGUAUGCUUCGUAUAACCCACUGCCCAAGAGGUCCACAGAGAUCCUGCGGCUGAACUCCUACCAGAUAGCUGGGUUACACUUGGCCAUGAAAUUCAGCUGCUUGCUCCCGGCGUCUGUGGUUUUACACACUUUGCUCUGUAGUUCAUUCCCCUGCACUCACACCGGCUCUAAGGGCCGGGCUACCUGCCGCACAGGCAUCAGAAGAAGCAUCUCCCACGGCUAAGCUCGGGGUUGUCGCUGAGUUUUAGCCUUUGCUAGGGAAACCAAGGCAAAGACCACUGUCACCUGCUGCACAUGGAAAUCUACAAAACACGGCGCUUCUGGAUCCUUCCAGGCGCCGGAGUCCUUGGCAGAGACUGGAACGACAAAGCAGAUCCGCAUCGCAGACACCCAGAGGGUCCCUCCCUCCAACAGAAACCAGGAGGAGCAGAGCCGCCCUGGGUUUGAAGUUAAUCCCUGAAAGUGACUACAGAAGGCCCUCGGGGGCCAGUCACUGCCUGUCCUCCAUCUGUUUGCCGGUACGAAGCCCAGCCCCUGCCCGAUGGUUACCUGCCAGAGUGGGCACAGACAUCCUAAGAACAGGUUUCCAAGCACGGUGUGGAGGAUGUUGGUUAUCUUUUUCACAGUGCGGGCCGGGAGGGAAUGUCCCGGGAUUGUCCUCAAGCAUAUCAGUGCAUAUAGACUGCUAGGCGUACGCCACACACAUCUUGGGGGACACGAUGUUUUCUCUCCUGGAGGCCUGCAUGGGCAGUGCCCACCUGUCAUUUUGAAUGUUGUGUUUCUCACUGUCCUUCGGAGCACUUUUGACCCUUUACCAGUCCAUGCGACGCCUCUUGCUUUUGUAUCCUGGGUGUUGUGUUUGUUUGGGAUGGGGCGUCUUUUAAGAAAGGGGCUGCCUGUAUAUCCCUGGCUGGCCUCAAACUUGUGAUCCCGCUGCCUCAGCCUCCAGAUGCUGGGAUUACGGGUGUGCGCCAACAUACCUGCCCCGGCUUUACUAGUUUUUAAUUAUUUAAAAAAAAAUUAUUUACACUUAAAAGUUAUACAAUUAUUAAAGAGUAACAUUUUGAAAAAUAUCAACCUAAAUUAUUAAGAAAAUACCAAACGUAAAUAGAACUCAUGAAUUUAACAUUAUUGAAAUAAGUAGAUAUAUACAUACAUAGUUACCACCUUACAGUAACACAAAAAAGUAAACACUGUCGUCGUCGUAGGCGCGAGAAGUGAAUCACUUCGCCCUUUGGAGGGUAGCGUCCUCCCCCUGCAGUCCCCUCCUAAGAGUGUGUAGUUAUCACUGUGACCAAGAUGACUGGUGGGACGGCGCUGGGAACCCAUGGCCAGCGUGUCUGCCGCCUUACCAGGAAGUAACUCGUUCGUCUGUCUUUCAGUCUGUCUUUCACCCUGAGCUGAUGCUGCCCGUGCUUCCCUCCUUCCCCUUUCCAGAUCGUCCGGGCUCUUCGGAUCUGGGGGGGACCGCUGGCUCACUGAGCAUGCGUCCGUCCGUUUCCUCUCCAUGUCCACCCCCGCAGGCCCCCGCUCUUGACGCUCUGUCCCCUGGGAGACAGUCAGCCGACUUGUGCGGCAGGGGCGAGCAUCCCCCUCUCAGCCCACGCCGUUUCCUUUGGCCCCAGACCACGAAGUUCAGCGCUACACGUGCGUUUAUUCCCUGGCUACCUAGAAGCUAUAACCAAGGCAUGAAACUUGGUAAAAGGCCAGGGCCCCAUUUCCCAGACACCCCACGGUGCCUUUUUUAAACUCUUGGAAAAGGCUGACGCCCCCUCGCUGGAGUGGUAGGGAAUGUCGCUCACGAAAGACAAGGGUGGGAAGUCUCCAGCACUUGGCAAAUAGGCAAACAGAUUUGAGAGUCUCCCUUCCUCCUCCCCCCCCCCCUUCGUGAAAUACAGUAUUUAUAUUUUCCAGCCUCGGAGAGGAGAGCAGAACAUGAUCUUUCACGGGAGAAUUAUAGACCUGCUUAUUAGGAAACAGAUGUGCUCCCGUGGCACAGUGCCUUCUCUCUCCACCCCCAAGUCCCUGUCACUGCCGCUUCGACUUUGACUUGGCUGUAAUUCAUCUAUCUGUGAUUCUGACUGUCAGGGAAGCUGUUCCCAGCACACUGAGCGCGCGCACACACACACACACACACACACACACACACACACACACACACACACACACACAGGUUUGCCCUGUGUACAGAACUCACAGGUACCCAAGGUCAGACCUGCUCCAAGUCAAGGGUGAAAUCUGAAUCCCUGCUCUAGACACUGAGUUGUCCCUACUGUCCCCUUAGAGGGCCCUGCUGUGUGUGUGUGUGUGUGUGUGUGUGUGUGUGUGUGUGUGUGUGUGUGUGUGUGAGCAGACCUUGGGAGCUCCUAAGAACUUUGCCCGGACAUUGCUUUUUGCUUUACUUUUUAAAGGGGAAAAAGAUAAAUGCGCUGUCAUCAAUGAUCUGGACCUGGAGCCAUGUUCCCGCCACUUCUGUUUUCUCUCUUGCUGUGUAUCUCUGGUAGCCUGGUCCAUGCCAGCCCUGGGCUCGCAGCAGCCAUCUCUGCCACCACCACCCAAAUCUGAGAGGACACAGUGGAGCCAGUUUAGGAGUUGGGUCUACCAUGAAAAUGCAAAAUUGCUAUUUUCAGCCCAGAAUGCCAUCGAGUGCAUGAAGGCCCUUACUGUUUUGAGGUCUAACAAAUUACUUGGUGCAGUGUUAGGUAAUUGUUCUACUGCUUAGAAACCACCGAAACAAAAGCAAGCCUGUGGAUUUCCACCUCCUUAUUCCGUCUCAGUAAAUAUCGUACACGUUAAAGCAUAAUGGAAAAUGGCCCAUUAAUCUCCUGGAGCUGGCAGUGGAGUCUGGGGAACUGCUUUUCACUAAACAGCCCAUUCCCUGGUGCAGCACAAGAAUUCCCUCCUGCUCAUGCCAGAAACUCCUGUGUGACAGCAUCCAGCCUGGGGGAAGUGUUGGCACCCAACCUCAGCGUCAGGAAGCCAGUUCCUAAAAUAGACCGGGGUUUGCACUGCAGUGGGAAGGCCGCGGAGUGUUCCAGAGGCAGUCAGCUGCGUUGGGAGCGAGUUCUUUCCAGGGCUGCCCGUUCCCAAAGUCGAAAGCAGCUGGAUCGGAAGACCGUGGAAACCCUCUGCUUCCCCCCUAACUGUACGUGCUGAAUAAGGGCCGUCUUUUGGGAGCCUUCGCAUUUGAUGAGCUGAGAGGGAACCACUUCUUAAUUCUUCUAUAAUUGGCCCUACCAAUAAAAGAGAAUGUGACUACAGUGCGAUUUGCAGGUUCUGCUACAGUCCUGAGAUAGUCCAGGGUUGACUCCCCUCAUCUGCCCCCAAACAAAAAUGUCUCCGUCACUCCGUCACUGUGGCUAAGUUCCAGGGCACCCUCUGGGGAGGUCUGGCCUCAUCUCUGCUUGUCAUGUGUGUGCACUGAAUGUGAGCACCCAUGGGUUUCUUUCUGCACCUCCCUAAAGAAGCUCGGCUUCCAGCCUUGCAAGUCCAUUCUCUUUCUGUGGGCCAAAAAACACCAGACACAAACUACCUGUGAGAGCAGGACCACAGUGAUGCCCCACACACACACUGGGCACCGACUCCACAGACCGCUGCCAUCCAGGAAGUGGAGACACGUGCUGCUGUUCGUUCUGGGGAGAGCCCAGCCCCUCCCCCUGCAGAUUAGCCCUCUGUCACCUCCCAGGCUUUAUUGAAAUGGCUAGAUUAAGAACUGAUCUUUGACCCUUUGUUGGAAUACUGCCUGGUUCCAACACAGACUUGAUUUUAUUUUGUUUUAUUUUUUUUUUCUCGUGCUCAAUGGAGAUGUGUGCAGCUUUAUGUGGGGAGUUUUCUACACUACUUUUCAUCUUCUGAAAUAAUGUGGAGAAGUCAGGAAUUUGAGACAAUGGGAAAAAGCUGGCACUGCCCUCCACGGCAUGGCUGGACCACCGACCUUUCUCCUUAUCCUCUCUUGGUGCCGACUUGUUGAUGGUGGGCGUUUGGAGCUUGGGUCACUGCCCUGCCUCCUUCCCCCUGCCUGACCCCAGGUUACAAUUGACGCGAAGAACCCCCUCGGCUAAGCUAACCCAUGCUGAUCUCUGUCACAGGGACAGCGGUCUUGACAGUUAAGUCUCAGCACUCACCAGUCCCUUUCUGUAGACAGCUCUGUCCUUUCUUUGGAUUCAGUGCUCUCCGACUCAAGAAUUUCUUUCUGGUACGUUUUAGUGGGUGCGGGGCUGAGAUUAAAAACUCCACACCACUAUAAAACUAUAAAACUCGGUUAAAGAAAAAAAUCAAAGAGGAAGCAUGGGGCAUCUCCCAGCCUGACUGCACCUGUCAGAGGUUUUCUUAAGAUGGGCUCCUGGUGAUCAUGGCAUGGACCACCGGCUUCAUGGAGUCGGCUCUGGUGUGAUGGGAAGCGCCGGCGAGUGGAACACUGGUUCCUGUGCCGGAAUCUCUCUCUGAGGAAAGAGGCCACUGACUGCUCAUCUUUUUCAGAAAGCCCAUUAUUUAGCAAGCCAGAUGACUGAGACACCUGCAGCAGCUUUUCCACAGUCGGGUCCCUCUAACUAGCCAUGGAAGUGCAGACCAACCCUGUCCCCUCCCUUGACUCCGCCGCCGCCCUUCAUCCUCAGCCCCGGUCCAGACGGUCCAGGCGUGGGCCUCUUGCUAACAAAGCACCUAGCAGAGAGCUGGCCUCCAGCUCCUCCCUCACUGUCCCUUUCCCCGUAGGAGUGCCUUAUAGUCUAGUGUAUGUAGUCUGACCCACUGGAAGCCUCCAGGCUCCUUCAGCUAACUACCCAUGGAUCCCUUCGCUCUUCCGGCCGGCUGCUCUUCAGUGCUCACUGCACCCUUGCUUAAUCUGGUGCCUUAACUUCACAAGUAAAGGGAUUCACACUGCACACUCGCUAUUCCAGUGCCACAUCGGUUUCUUCCACGCCGCCGCUGGCGCUUUUGACCAGGAAGUACAAAAGACAUAAUCAUACGAUGCUUUGACCAUAUUUUAUGUUUCCUAGCCACUCUCUGCUUGCUUUCAUUAACCAAACUCAGGGGAAUGUCAUGUCACCAAGGUCAAGAAAGAAACUAGCUACCCAGAACUGAAUAUGUAAAGUCUACCAACUCGGUGUUUAUUAAGUUCAAAAGUAACACCAACACAAAGAUUUUUUUUUUCUUCUACUGUAGAAAGAUUUUUGGUUUUUGCUUCCUGUGUCCCACAUGGGAAGUGGGAAGCCUCUGGGGUACACGUUGAGGACAGUGUCCCCUGUGUGCAGCCUGGGGAGUCCACCGGGCCACCGAAGCAGGCUUUGCCGUGGGAGUGUUCCGCCUUUGUUGGUGGCCUGUCAGGCUCCUAGUGUAAACAGUUAUCCGCUGUCUCUAGGGAAUGGCAAAAGAGGAGAAUGCCAAGGCUGCAGGUGAGGAACAGGAGUGUGGUGAUGCAGAAGGUUUCCGUACAGCGUGUUCUCGGCCUCCUGGAUCAGAUCCGCAUCAUUUCCCCUUAUUUCUGCUCAUGCGGUACAGAAUCAAUUAGGAUUUGGCAUCUGAGCGGUUCCCUCACUCCGUGUUAGUUAUUUGUAAUAGCUAAUGGGCUAAUUCAUGUGUUCUUUGUUGUCUGGGUUUUAUUGCCUUUUGUUUUGGGUUAAUUUAUCCAUACUUUUGUUUACAUUAUUUUUUUAAGAUAGUGACUGUGAUAAUGUAAAAGUGAACUUGUGCUGUUGAUGGGACAUCUCAUUUUUUACAGGGAUCUGUCACAUAAUUUAAGUGCACCCAUUCCAAAUUGUAUAAAGUUCUCUCUCAAUAAACAGCAAUGAAAGUAC